Molecule: messenger RNA, 1727 nt
Organism: Vicia villosa (hairy vetch)
Lineage: Eukaryota; Viridiplantae; Streptophyta; Magnoliopsida; Fabales; Fabaceae
Product: UPF0496 protein 4-like
Exons: 1
Coding region: 75-1025 (316 amino acids)
Biological process (GO): shoot system development; root development
Source: RefSeq, a predicted model, not a curated record
CUCAAACUUACUACUUAGCUUACCCAAAAAGACCAACCUUUAUAGCAUCUUUCUGUUCUAACAUCAAAUUAUCAAUGGUAGUAGACAAAUUAGCAAAACUCUUCAUCAUGAAGAAGAAUCACCACAAGUGUCAUCCUCAACCAAACCAAGACUUAUCAUCUUCAUCACUUCAUUCUUUUCACUCUCAUGUUUCCAAAUGCAUUCAUCAAUUAGCAUUGGAAUUGGAACCUGAGUCAGAGUCAGAAACUUUGUCACUGUCAUGGUUUCAAACAUGUUUUGGUCUCUUGCCCUUCAUCAACAAAGCUUUUGCAAAACUUUUAGUGGACAGUGAUCAUCCAAUGAGUCAAUGGGAGGUUGAUUCCAUUGAAGAGUAUCUCAACUAUACCCUGAGUUUGUUGGACCUUCUGAAUUCCAUUUCUUCUUCUUUUUCUCAUCUUUGCCAAGCUAGGCUUUCUCUAGCUCAUGGUUUGAGUUUGACUUUGAUGGAAAAAGAAAAGUCACAUUCUUUGGCUAGAAAACAUUUGAAAGCAAUUCAACCAUCAGAGUGUUUUAGCUCCAAUUUUGGUAGAUAUCUUCACACGAAAGAUCAAAAAGCAAAGAAUUUUUCCGGUAAGGAGUGGAUUAUUCAUGAGGGUGUAAAGGAAAUGAAGAGUAUUGGAUUUUGGGUUUGUGGAGUUCUCUUAUCUUGCUUAUAUGGUGAUUGUAAUCCAUACAUGGAACUAAGAAAAACUGGUGGUGGGUUUGAAAGUUCUCUAGUUGCCACACUUGACUUCAAAAUCAGUGACAAGUUAGUGAAGAAAAAGCCGAGCUUCUGCGAGAUCAAAGAGAUGAAUAAUGGUGUUGCUUACCUUGUUGGUGGGGAUGAAGUAAGACAUGAUGCAGCCAAAGAUUUGCAGAGAAAGCUGUGUGAGUUAAAUAAGCUAUUUGAUGAUAUAAGCAAGGAAGUUGAUAAUUUAUUUAAUGAUGUAUUGAGUCAGAGAGCUAAAUUAGUUAAUGGAUCUCGACUACAGAAACAGCUACAAUAAUCCAUUAAUUGUUUGAUUCUUUCACAGCUUAUCAUCAAUAUCCUUGGCAUUUGCCAGAGGAUUAUGAUAAAUAUUCUGUGUUCAUGGACAAAAAAGAGGUGAGAGAAAUGAAUGUGAAUGUUGUGGAGAAGCUUGGAAAUAUUUCUUUGAGAGAGAGAGAAAACAUGAGGAGGUAUAUUGUAUAUGAACUAUUUCCUGGAUUAGUAUAUGGUGAUCACAAUGCUGAGCUUGAAAAGUUUCAGGAUGCAUUUGCAAUUACUAUCAAUAAUCUGCUUCAUAGGGUUAGCAAAUUUAAGGACUAGUUAUUUUGUUUCAUUGUUGAAUGAUUACUAAUUUUUUUUGUUUAUCAAUCUAAAUCCAUGAUCAUGUAUGUAAAGCUUUCUUGAGUUGCAAGCAACCUUCAAAAUAGUUUUACAACGAAAUCUAAUAAGACUUCAUAACAUUGCCAUAUAUAGGCCUGUUAUAUAAUUGCGAAAUACAGGAUUCUCAUUUGAUGUCAAUGUAAGACUAGUGUAAACUUACGAUGCGACUCAUCCUUUUUGUCGUGACUUAAUCAAUUUUAGUACUUAAUCUAUUUUUUAAAAACUUUGAUAUCCUUCCAACGAGAUUCCAUGCGAUUGGAAUGAUCAUUUUGUACAUAAACCCCAAACUUGAAGUAGUGAGUACCAGCUCCGAGCCAGCCCCAUCGCGCUUGAGAACUCC